Molecule: messenger RNA, 2117 nt
Organism: Monodelphis domestica (gray short-tailed opossum)
Lineage: Eukaryota; Metazoa; Chordata; Mammalia; Didelphimorphia; Didelphidae
Gene: TEX36
Product: testis expressed 36
Source: RefSeq, a predicted model, not a curated record
UUCAAACUCAAGCACACCUCUCUGCUGUGCUCCUCUCCUUCUGUGACAGCCCCAGCGUUCUACCUUCCGCAGAGGCCCAGGAAUCUAAACCAGUACCCAGGGCGGAACAAGAUAUGUAGGGCAGACGAGAAGAGACUCCCUAGACUGUCAACCUUCAUGGAGCUGCCUGAGCCAGCCAAGCCAACCAGUCCAGCCAAAAGCCCUCCAAACUCAUCGGGCAGCCGGGCCGCAAUGGCCACUCCAGCAGCCCCAGCAGCCCUAGCUGCCCCAGCUGUCCCAUCUCCCUCAGCCUCUCCAGCAGUCCCAGUUGCCCCAGCUGUCCCAUCUCCCUCAGCCUCUCCAGCAGCCCCAGCUGCCCCUCCAGCAGCCCCAGCAGCCCCAGCAGUCCCAGCUGCCCCAGCUGCCCCAGCUGCCCCAGCUGUCCCAGCUGUCCCAUCUCCCUCAGCCUCUCCAGCAGCCCCAGCAGCCCCAGCAGCCCCAGCAGCUCCAGCUGCCCCAGCUGCCCCAGCUGCCCCAGCUGCCCCAUGUCCCUCAACCUCUCCAGCUGCCCCAGUAGCCCCAGCUGCCCCAGCUGCCCCAUCUCCCUCAGCCUCUCCAGCAGCUCCAGCUGCCCCAGCAGCCCCUCCAGCAGCUCCAGCAGCCCCAGCUGCCCCAUCUCCCUCAGCCUCUCCAGCAGCCCCAGCAGCCCCAGCUGCCCCAUCUCCCUCAGCCUCUCCAGCUGCCCCAGCUGCCCCAGCUGCCCCAUCUCUUCCAGCCUCCUCAUCUCCCCAUUCCUCAUCUUUCCCAUAUGCAGAAGAAGUAUCCAAGAUGGUGGCCUCCCGGGAAAAGAGAGCGGGGAUCUGGUUUCCUCACCCCGACGGGAUGGAAAAAUUCCCCGAGUCCACCACCACCAGCAUGCUGAGACAGCCUUUCCUCCCAGAAUGUCAGUGUAAGUUGAAGCAACUGCCCUCCUUCUACCAGCUCCGCCAGAAGCAAUUCAACAAAUGCAACUUCCCAUUUUCCAUACAUGAUAACAAGCAUGUCUUGAAAGACCAAGGCCAAGGUCUGGACGAUAACCUUGGGCGUAAGAGGACGACGCAGGCUCAUAUGCACUUCAGUAACACCAAUUUCAAUAGCUGGGCAUGUGACUACGUACCCAGCCCCAGCGACUGCAUAAGCACUUACACAGAGUCGUACGUGGCCAAGCCCACCCCACCAGCCUCGUGCUUUGGGCACUACCCAAGACAUCACUCUGAACGGUGGAAGACUUAUUCGACUUAAGGACGGACGCACCGCAUGGAGACAACUUGAAGGAAAGGAUGCUGUGAAGCCUUGCGGAUUCCCCUUCAAAGCGCCAACCUCGGGAGGUUUUCUUGCCCUUUUAUGUAAGGAAGGGGACAAUAAAAGAGGAUCCUUUGAAUUUAGCACGUUUGCAAACAAGUAGGACUAGAAGGUGACCCCUCAGGAGCCUCAGUUUCCCAGUAAUCAUUUUGAUGUAAGUUUCUUUAAAUAUAGAAAUGUUCUUAGAGGGAUUCUCCUAGGCAACAGGAGCCCCUGCCCCAUUCAGUACAUUAAAGCCGUCUUCCACUGUGGAUUUUAAAAACGAUGUCGAGGAAAAUCGAGGAACUCCCCAAUGAUGUAUUUCUGCAUUGUAACCCCCAAAUGGUUAGUACAUGAGUAAGAGGGGCUCAUUCAUAGAAAUAAACUCAUUGGGAAAACUCAUCGAUGCAUUUUGCACGAUGAGCAAUGCAAGAAGUACGAGGUUUGUCAGGUUUUCUGGACCUGCUGACAGCUGGGCUCUUGGGCCAGAAUGGUCUCCAGAAGGAGGAGGAAUGGCUUGGAAGGUUUCAGGGACGGAGUAUCUGUCACUGGCCUUGGGACGCAGGGCUGGCCCUGCUGGGAAUAAAGCCUAAGGUAAGCCUUCUGUUUUGUCAGCUGUGGAGUCUGCUGUCCCCUCAGAUCUGGAGGGGAACCUGAAUUCUGGGAUCUUUUGGUUUGCGCCUCAGUGUACGUACGAGCAACAUGGAAGCCCUCGAAGGGAGAAUUUUUCUUUAGAAAGGCACUAUUUCACACGGCUUGUCGGCAUGUAUUGUACAGUGGAAUUCUUAGUUCAAUAAAGAAAAGCUUGCUUAUCAAAA